Molecule: messenger RNA, 4159 nt
Organism: Mangifera indica (mango)
Lineage: Eukaryota; Viridiplantae; Streptophyta; Magnoliopsida; Sapindales; Anacardiaceae
Product: phosphatidate phosphatase PAH2
Exons: 13
Coding region: 425-3757 (1110 amino acids)
Molecular function (GO): phosphatidate phosphatase activity
Source: RefSeq, a predicted model, not a curated record
UGGCACGUUGGUAGAAUUAAACUCGAAUAUGCUUUCAUUAUACCAACUGCUCUUCCUCUAGGCGGUUGGUUUUUAAUUGAGUUUGUUUUUCAUAAGUUUCCGAAUUUGGGUUGUCCUUGAGAGGUAAAAGUGUUUGUUUUGAACUGGGUUAUUAUUUUUUUUUGUAUUUCAACUGCUUGUGAAUUUCGAGAAGGUUUGUUAAUUUUUGUCCUCACUAUGGCAUAAUUUUUGUCUCCAUAUUCUUUUGAGCUGUGAUCAACUGGAUUCGCUGAUUAAGCCCUGAUUUUGAGGUUUUCGUUGAUCUGGGUGAUAUACGAAUUGAAGUUAGUGGGAAAUUAUAAAGCGUCGUCACUCAGGUUGUUCAAUUUAAAUUGUAUUUGAGUAAUUAAUUAUUGAGAUUGUUUUAGAAGGCGUAGUUGGGAGGAUGUAUACGGUGGGAAGAAUUGGGAGCUAUAUCUCGAGGGGCGUGUACACGGUGUCUGGGCCUUUUCAUCCAUUUGGUGGAGCUGUGGAUAUAAUAGUGGUGGAACAACCAGAUGGGAGCUUCAAAUCAUCGCCUUGGUAUGUCAAGUUCGGAAAAUUUCAGGGGGUUUUGAAGACAAAAGAGAAGGUGGUUAGUAUUAGUGUUAAUGAAGUUGAGGCUGAUUUCCACAUGUAUCUUGAUCAUAAGGGGGAAGCUUACUUUCUCAAGGAGGUAGAUUUUGAAGAAGGUGAAUCCGUACUAUAUCCUUCGUCUUCAAGUGAUGAGAUGGAUGGGCAAUCUAAUAGUAAAAGGAGGUCUAUGAAGUCCAAAAGUUGUAAUUAUGAUGCUGAUAAGCUUAAUUUAGCUGGCCAGAUUGAUGCUAGUAAUAAGAAUGCUGUGGCUAGGUCUGGUUCUGGCCGGGCAAGGUGGUUUGUUUUUGGACGGAGGCCAAUGAAGGAUAAUGAUUUUAAGGAGGGAGAAGGUGAUGCUAGCGUGUCAAGGAUAAAUUCAUUGGAACGUGCUGAGAUUGCAGCUGAUCUAUUGGAGGUGAAAUGGUCUACCAAUUUGGCCUCUGGUAAGUCCAGGCAAGAUAAUGCUUCCCGGUUUUCUGCUGCUGAUGUUUUGGAUGAUAAUGUGGUUGAACAUAUUGAGGUAAAAGCCAGUGAAAUCCAGGUGGAAUCAUCUGUGGGUGAUGAUUGGAAGAAUAGGACUGAUGAUUCUGUACCAGAUAGGGAUACUGUUUCCUUAUUUGAGCAAAUGGAUGGCUGUCCUAUCUCUAGCUCUGAGAACCUGGAGACUUCUACUGUAGAAGGUGGCAUGGAAGUAUCAUCUAUAGGCACCAUGGAACCAGUUGCUGAAACUCCCUUAUUGGGUGAAAGUUCUGUGGAAGCAAAUUGUGUCAUAGUAACUGAAAUAUCAAGAACAGCUGGCGAUUUUGCUGUAGGUAAUGCUGAGCAGGCUCACCCUGAUUUACUAAGUGAAUAUGAGCUUGAAGAAUGCCAUUCAAAGCUGUCUGUUAAAGAACAGGCUUGUGAUGAAGAGGAUCCUAUAAAUCCAGGUUGCAGAGUUUCUGAGGAGAGUGGAUCAGACCACGUUCAAUCCUUUGUAUACUGUGAAACAUCACAGAGCUCAAUAAUUGGGUUGGAAAAUUCAAAUAAUCAGGCUCAAGAAACAUUGUGCCUUACCAGUGGGGGAUGUGGGGAAGUCCAUGUUCAUGAAGAGACUGUACAUGUGACAAUUGAGCUACCAUCAAAGGAUACUGCUGUCAAUCUAGCAAAGCAUAUUGAUCUGGAGAAAGAAUUGGCACAGGUCUCUGAUAUGGACAUUGGGAACCCAAUAACAUUGGCAGAAUCUAAUCCUGACAUGGUUUGUCUUGACCCACCACUUUGUUCAACCAUAGAAGUGGACUCGCAGAAUAUCUGCUUUGCUCUAAAUGUCAGUUCUGAGGUCCAGGAUGGGUUAAAUAUUACCGAUGAUGUCAAGCAGUCUUUCGGUAUUGGUGAUUCUGAGAGAAAUUAUGGUGACAUUGUCAUGGAUAAAUCAGGAAGUGAUUCACUGGUGGAGAGUUCAGAGGAAGAACAAUUUCCUUUCAGAUUCAAGUUCUUCAACUUGUUUGAGAAAGAUAAUCAUCUAGCCUAUUGUGGUGAAGGCAUCAAAGCAGUCAAUGGGUUAGUUGAUGCAAAUGAUGAGUCUUGUUCUUCUUCAGAUAUGUUUGAUCAAUACAACCCAUUGACUGAUCUUGAAAACUCAAUGGAGAAAUCAAGAGUAAUUUCAGGUCCAGUUAGUGUUCCUGGAAGUCAUAAGGCUGUUGAAGAAGUUGGGCGACUGGCAGAAUCAUUGCCUAAUAUUUGGUCUCCUACUAUUGCCGUAACUGCUGAUGAUUGUGAUUUUCCAGUUAGCCAUUCUUUAGACUCAAAUUCCCGACCCUUGAACUGGACAUUGCUCAAGGAAAAUGAUUCUAGCUGCAUAAAGUCAGAUGCUGACAAGGAACAACAAAUGGCACAGGAACAGCCUAAUAUUGACAAUAAUCAAGAGCUCAAAAGUGCUCUUUCCAGCACUACAGUUGAGAUAUCUCUUUGCAAACAUUUGUUAUGGGAAGGAAUGGGUGCUAAUGCUGCUUCUCAGGCAUUUGAUGCUGAAAAACUGGAUAUAGAGAAAUUUACAUCUCUAGGUCCUGCUAUUUUGAAGGAUGAUAGGCUUAUUGUCAGAAUUGGUGGCCAUUACUUCCCAUGGGAUGUGGCUGCUCCCUUUGUCCUGGGGAUGGUUGCAUUUGGAAUUAAAGAAAUGUCUGAGCCAAAAGGCAUGAUACCAGUUGACCAAGUUGAGAAAUUCCUUGUAGGGGAUCCUUCAAAAACCAUUGUUUCCCCUAGUGGAAGCUGGAGGAUCUGGCCUUUUACUCUUGGAAGAUCAAAAUCCAGGAGGGCUACACGACCAGCUCAAAGUGAUACUAAAAGUUCCGAUGCUGAGGUCUCUUCAGUGAGCAUUGAUGGCAUGAAUGAAGCUAAUAAUGUUAGUAAACCCAAGAUGGCAAAGAAGAUGGUUAGGGCAAUCACUCCUACUUCUGAGCAGCUGGCAUCUCUGAAUCUGAAGGAAGGGAGGAACUCUGUUACUUUUACAUUCUCCACUGCAAUGCUAGGGAAGCAACAGGUUGAUGCUAGAAUUUAUUUGUGGAAGUGGAACACUCGUAUAGUAAUCUCAGAUGUGGAUGGAACAAUUACAAAAUCAGAUGUUCUAGGUCAGUUCAUGCCUAUGGUUGGGAUGGAUUGGUCACAAACAGGUGUUGCACAUUUAUUUUCAGCUAUUAAGGAAAAUGGGUAUCAACUGCUUUUUCUUAGUGCGCGUGCAAUCUCCCAAGCUUAUCAUACUAGACGAUUCUUAUUCAAUCUGAAGCAGGAUGGUAAGGCUUUACCUGAUGGGCCUGUUGUUAUUUCACCUGAUGGAGUUUUUCCAUCUCUCUAUCGAGAAGUUAUUAGACGAGCUCCUCACGAAUUCAAGAUUGCAUGCUUAGAGGAUAUCAGGGCAUUGUUUCCUUCUGAUUGCAAUCCAUUCUAUGCUGGUUUUGGAAACAGAGACACUGAUGAAAUCAGCUACCUCAAGGUUGGAAUCCCUAAAGGAAAAAUCUUUAUUAUUAACCCCAAGGGUGAGGUUGCUGUUAGCCGACGUGUUGACACAAAAUCAUAUAGUUCGCUUCAUGCUCUUGUUCAUGGCAUGUUUCCUUCUACAACCUCAUCUGAGCAGGAGGAUUUUAAUUCAUGGAAUUUCUGGAGACUACCUCCUCCUGAUAUUGAUGUUUGAAUUUGUCACUAGUAAGAUGUGGCUCAAUUCCGGAAACCAAGAUGUAUGGUUGUUGCACAUGCUGGUUCUGGAACUUUUCCGGGCUGAUUGUCGCCAAGACGAUGUCAAGAGUUCCACGGCAUAUGUCAGCCCUUGUGCACCAGUUGAUUUUUCAGUAGGCCGAAGAUGUUUAGUUAAAGUUAUAGGAGAAAAGAGUUAGAUCCAUCACAUGUAUGUCCUUAUUUCAUUAUCAAUUAAAUUUGCAAGGGGUAUGAUAUGUUCAUAUUAUCAUCUCAGCCACAGCUUUGUUGUAAGAAUCUCGGAUUUCUCAAAGAGAAAUAUAGGAAUGUUGGAAAAACAUAAAAGUAGAGAGCAAUGUUAGUGCUGAAUCAUUUCUUUUCAGACAAAUGAAACUUUCUCACA